ACAGUGAUCCGGAUGCUAACGGAACGAGGGCGGCAAGUGACCAAUGAGCUGCUGUCGUUUGUUAUUGUGGUGAAGAAGCGCUCGAUGCUGGAGUGAAUGAAAGACAGACCGCACAUAUAGUUCGUUUAUUUAUUAUCGUCUUAAUCUUGAGCUAAAUUUCACUAUGCCGUAUGCCAACCAGCCCACAGUGAAGAUCACGGAGCUGACGGACGAGAAUGUGAAGUUUGUGAUCGAGAACACGGAUCUCGCGGUGGCGAACUCUAUUCGUCGCGUGUUCAUGUCAGAAGUUCCAACCAUCGCUAUCGAUUGGGUUCAGAUCGAUGCCAACUCCUCUGUACUCCAUGAUGAGUUUAUUGCACACAGAGUGGGGUUAAUUCCCCUCACAAGUGAUGACAUUGUUGACAAGAUGCAGUACUCACGAGACUGCACAUGUGAUGAUUUCUGUCCAGAGUGUUCGGUUGAGCUCACGCUUGACGUAAGAUGUACAGAAGAUCAGACGCGACACGUGACCUCACGAGAUCUCCUGUCCAAUAACCCCCGGGUCAUCCCUGUAACAUCCAGAAGUCGAGACAACGAUCCCAAUGACUACGUAGAGCAGGAUGACAUCUUGUUGGUGAAGCUGCGGAAGGGUCAGGAGCUGCGUCUCAGAGCGUACGCUAAAAAGGGGUUUGGCAAGGAACACGCCAAGUGGAAUCCCACCGCAGGGGUGGCGUUUGAGUAUGACCCAGACAAUGCGCUGAGACACACGGUGUACCCACUUCCACAGGAAUGGCCUAAAAGUGAAUAUUCAGAAAUUGAAGAGGAUGGAGUUCAAGCUCCAUAUGAUCCUAAUGGCAAGCCAGAAAGGUUCUAUUACAACGUGGAGUCCUGCGGUUCACUUCGGCCAGAGACCAUCGUCAUGUCGGCUUUUGCUGUCCUUAAGAAGAAACUGAGUGAUCUGCAGACUCAGCUCAGCCACGAAAUUCAAAGCGAUGUGCUCACCAUUAACUAAACUGAUAAAAUACUGCCUUUUUGGAUCACGUUUUUGGGAAAAUAUAUUUUUGCAGCUGAUAUUUGUUUCUUUGCAUGAAACCUGUUAUGAUGGAGAAUUCUAUUAAUAAUAAACACAUUAAAACAUU
Messenger RNA from Rhinichthys klamathensis goyatoka, 1118 nucleotides. RefSeq names its product RNA polymerase II subunit C (gene polr2c). Gene Ontology annotation, cellular component: RNA polymerase II, core complex. Bases 164 to 991 code for a protein of 275 amino acids. Gene Ontology annotation, biological process: DNA-templated transcription. NCBI's taxonomy places the organism in Eukaryota, Metazoa, Chordata, Actinopteri, Cypriniformes, Leuciscidae. The record is from RefSeq and is a predicted model, not a curated record. The transcript is spliced from 9 exons. Gene Ontology annotation, molecular function: protein dimerization activity; DNA-directed RNA polymerase activity.